AUGGCAUCGAAGGGCUGGAUUGCUGCGCUCGGCGCUUCCAUGGUGUUCGGCUCGUCGAGCAUCCCCGCCAAGCACCCAUGCUGCAGGAUUGUCGGGCCCUUCGGUUUCCAGCUGUGGGUAACAGCAGGGAACGCCAUGACAACCAUGUCUCUCGCUCUCCUCAAGGGAUCCCCCGUCCGAUGGUCAAGUUGGGGAGCUGCUGGGGCUUUGCUCCUCACAGCCACCCAGUGCUGUGCAUGGCCGGCGGUGGGCGCUCUUGGAGCAGCAGCAGGUCCAGGCAUCUGGUGCGGGGUCGGGAUGUCAGUUGCGUUCAUGUGGGGGACGAUCGUCUUCCAGGAAGCCGUUCGCUCGCUUGCGCUGUGCAUUGUUGCUCUGAUCCUCCUCUUCUUCGGGAUCGUGGGUAUAUCUCUCGUUCAGUCCAGCAUGCUUCAGCGGCUCUUGGGCGAGUCGGGGGCAACGGGGCUGAUGUCAGAAGAAGAGAGCAAUAAGACUGGUCGAGCGAGGAUCGCUGUGGGAGUCUUGCUGGCACUCAUGACGGGAUUGUUUGACGGUUCCCUCAUGGCACCUUUCAAGGCAUACCUCGCCUCUCACCCUUCCCUAGUCUCCUCCUCCUCCUCCUCCUCCUCCUCCUCCUCCUCCUCCGACGUCGUCGUCUUCGAGUACUUGGGCUCCUUUGCACUCGCACUGCCGGUGGUGGCUGGAGGGUCCCUCGUGCUCAUCAUGUUCUACCAGCAUCGUGCCUUAAACUCAGGUCCCGAUCGCAGCAGCUUCAGGCAAGCGGCGUACCCUGGUUUCUGCGCUGGCGUGUUGUGGGCUGUCGGCAACGUUCUGUCGGUGCAUGCGACGCUGGAGCUUGGGCAGUCUAUCGGGUUCCCGAUGACGCAGAGUUGUGUGGUGAUAUCAGCCCUGUGGGGAAUCGUCGUCUUCAAGGAGAUGACCGCCAGGACUCCUCUCCUCCUCUUCCUCCUCUCCUCGACGCUGGUGGCGGCAGGCGCGAGUCUCCUCGGCAGUAACUCUUACAGAUAG
This is a messenger RNA of Guillardia theta CCMP2712, 1026 nucleotides long. RefSeq lists its product as hypothetical. The coding region runs from base 1 to 1026 and encodes 341 amino acids. Gene Ontology annotation, cellular component: membrane. The transcript is spliced from 2 exons. Gene Ontology annotation, molecular function: carbohydrate transmembrane transporter activity. The record is from RefSeq and is a predicted model, not a curated record. Lineage: Eukaryota; Cryptophyceae; Pyrenomonadales; Geminigeraceae. Gene Ontology annotation, biological process: carbohydrate transmembrane transport.